Molecule: messenger RNA, 878 nt
Organism: Trachymyrmex cornetzi
Lineage: Eukaryota; Metazoa; Arthropoda; Insecta; Hymenoptera; Formicidae
Exons: 5
Coding region: 513-875 (120 amino acids)
Source: RefSeq, a predicted model, not a curated record
GCAAUGGGAGCUAAUUUUCCAGAUUCCUGUUUUUGGAAAAAAAUAGCAGCUAAAGCCAAGGAACUUGCUUCCGAUUUGAAAAGCCUUCAAGCCAUCAUUAAAAUUGAAAGAGACUGACUUUUGUAAAAGAUUAAGCAAAGGGCGAGCUUUAAUAGCGAAAUCCUUUAUGAAUCUACGAAAGAAAUUUGCAAGACCGAGAAAACGUUGAAGUUGAACAUUCUUAAGUAUUGGAAAGUCUCUAACAGCCUUAACAUGACGAUCACUUAAGAUCAAAGUACCUCUUUCAAUGAAGACAGUUUUCCUCAACUGUACUAGAUGGCACCAAGAUAUCAUCAAUAUAAACUAAAACUUUAUCCUCGCGCAAAAGAGGUUGAAAGAUUUGGAUCAUUCUCUUUUGGAACUCAGUCGGAGCCUCACAGUAACCAAAAGACCAUGCAAAGCGUUGAGGAGAAUAAGCAUAAGUUGUGUUGUCUUUGAGAGACACUGUGACGGUAUGACCAUCUUCAAUUGGAAUGACAGAAGUAUUCUCGACUUCACGAAUUAAAGUUAUAAGUUUUUCAUCAACCGAUGGUCCGAAAUCAGAUUCGAAAGUAAACUCAUCAGGAAAGCCAGCAGUCACCUUAACAAUAUUGUCGCUAAUUUUAUACGGCGAUCCGAUGUCGACAAAAGCUACCGUCGGUGAAUGGGAAGGCUGGGAAGACUGGAUGAUCUGGAGAGACUGGAAGGACUGGGAGGUCUCAGAAGAUUGUGACGAAGACGUCUCUUCAAUCGAAGCAACCGCUGACGAGCUACCAGAUGAAUUUCCAAUCAAGUUCUGCUCCUUUUUCUUCAGACGAAAGCAAUUGUCCCGGGUAUGCCCCUUUGUCCGACAAUAAACA